AUGAGGAAGAGGUGGAAGAGGUGGAACAAGAGGAAAGUGGUCAAUCUGAAGAAGAAGAAGAAGAAGAAGAAGAAGAAGAAGAAGUUGGUGGAGAAAGUGAAGAAGAAGUUGGCGGAGAAAGUGAAGAAGAAGUUGGCGGAGAAAGUGAAGAAGAAAGAUGAAGAGCAGGAUGGGUCUCACUCUCAUGUGGUCAUAACCCUAACCGACCCAGAAGUAUUUGAUUGCCCUAUUUGCUUUGAAUCCUUGACAAUCCCCGUCUACCAAUGUGACCAAAAUGGGCACAUAGCUUGCUCCUCCUGCUGCACAAAAAUCAACAACAAAUGUCCCUCCUGUUCUGGGUCUGUUGGAUUCAAUCGUUGCCGUGCCAUCGAGAAAGCUCUUGAAUCUAUCACAAUAUCGUGCCAAAACAUUCAUUAUGGGUGCAAAGCAUCUGUGGCUUUCCAUAAAAAAGGUGAACAUCAAAAGGCAUGUGUGUAUUCACCUUGCUCUUGCCCCCAUUUAUCUUGCAACUUUGUCUCUUCAGCUGAGCAGCUAUACCAACACUUCAGCAGUAGCCAUGUGAAUUCUGCAACACAAUUCAGGUACUACGACAGUAUUGCUGUAUCAUUAAAUGCCAGUGACAAAUUUCUUGUUCUUCAAGAGAAAAAUAAUGGUACAUUAUUUAUCCUCAAGAACCAUCGUGUUGAAGAUCUAGGAAGUGCAAUGACAAUUACUUGUGUACAACCUGGCUUCAUGGAGGGCUUCUUCUUUGAGCUUUAUGCGAAAACCGAGAAAAAUUAUCUCAUAUUACAGAGUUUCACAAUGAACGCUCCAAGCCUGCAUCUUAUUGAUGAUAGCCCUCCUAGAACCGGGUUUCUUUUAAUUCCUUGUGGGUUUAUCAGUCCUGGUGGCCAGCUUAAGAUGGAACUUUGCAUAUGGCCGAAAGGUGUCCUUCCUAUAUAG
Molecule: messenger RNA, 942 nt
Organism: Prunus armeniaca (apricot)
Lineage: Eukaryota; Viridiplantae; Streptophyta; Magnoliopsida; Rosales; Rosaceae
Source: the annotation of a GenBank genome assembly